Molecule: messenger RNA, 714 nt
Organism: Rattus rattus (black rat)
Lineage: Eukaryota; Metazoa; Chordata; Mammalia; Rodentia; Muridae
Product: keratin-associated protein 9-1-like
Exons: 1
Coding region: 1-714 (237 amino acids)
Source: RefSeq, a predicted model, not a curated record
AUGAGGAUCCAAGGCUGUUCUUCCAAAAAGCAGGAAAGAAACAGGUGUGUGCUGGUCACUGCUGGAACCAGGUGUGCUCAUCACUGCUGUUGGAACCAGGUGUGCUGUUCACUGCUAGAACCAGGUGUGCUCAUCACUGCUGCUGGAACCAGGUGUGCUCAUCACUGCUGUUGGAACCAGGCGUGCUGUUCACUGCUAGAACCAGGUGUGCUCAUCACUGCUGCUGGAACCAGGUGUGCUCAUCACUGCUGUUGGAACCAGGUGUGCUGUUCACUGCUGCUGGAACCAGGUGUGCUCAUCACUGCUGCUGGAACCAGGUGUGCUCAUCACUGCUGCUGGAACCAGGUGUGCUCAUCACUGCUGCUGGAACCAGGUGUGCUCAUCACUGCUGCUGGAACCAGGUGUGCUCAUCACUGCUGCUGGAACCAGGUGUGCUCAUCACUGCUGCUGGAACCAGGUGUGCUCAUCACUGCUGCUGGAACCAGGUGUGCUCAUCACUGCUGCUGGAACCAGGUGUGCUCAUCACUGCUGCUGGAACCAGGUGUGCUCAUCACUGCUGCUGGAACCAGGUGUGCUCAUCACUGCUGCUGGAACCAGGUGUGCUCAUCACUGCUGGAACCAGGUGUGUUGGUCACUGCUGGAACCAGGUAUGCUGGUCACUGCUGGAACCAGGUGUGCUUGUUGCUGCUGGAAGCAGAUGGUAUCAGCAGCUAG